Molecule: messenger RNA, 1563 nt
Organism: Phragmites australis (common reed)
Lineage: Eukaryota; Viridiplantae; Streptophyta; Magnoliopsida; Poales; Poaceae
Product: metal tolerance protein 7
Exons: 6
Coding region: 238-1392 (384 amino acids)
Biological process (GO): monoatomic cation transport; transmembrane transport
Cellular component (GO): membrane
Molecular function (GO): monoatomic cation transmembrane transporter activity
Source: RefSeq, a predicted model, not a curated record
AAGGGAACACGCGCGAGAGCAAAGGAAAGCAGCUAGCGCGCACGGCGCGUUUCAUCUCAUCCUGGUGCAGUGUGCUCUGCGCGCAGCCACCAGCUUCGCUCAAACCGGGACACGAGAGCGCCGCGUGCGGUUUGCACAUGCAUUUGGCUGCUCCAGUUCUUCUCCUUCGCCGUCCUCCUCCUGCCGUUGUGCUUGGUUAGUUGCUUGCCGGGUCUUGCGAUCGGCCAGUCGGCGGACAUGGGCGACAAGGAGGGGCCGGCGGCGGAAACGGCGGGGCAGGCGGCGCCGUGGCGGCUCAACGUCAGCGACUUCCAGAUGCCCGAGCGGCCCAAGGAGCCUCCCUUCGUCACCAGAGUCUUCCUCCGUGGCCACGGGAAGCAAAGGAAAGUCGCAAAGUACUACAAGAAACAAGAAAAUCUACUGAAGGAUUUCAGCGAGAUGGAGACCAUGAAUGAACUUGGUUGCUUAGAUCAGAGUGCUCCUUCCGAGGAAGAGCUAAGGCAAUUAGCAAAGAGCGAAAGAGUGGCUAUCCAUGUGUCGAACAUAAUUAAUCUGAUCCUUUUCAUUACAAAAGUUGUUGCUUGCUUUAAAAGUCUAUCGAUGGCGGUAAUAGCAUCCACGCUGGACUCUCUACUGGAUCUUCUGUCGGGAUUCAUACUCUGGUUUACGGCACAUGCUAUGAAAAAACCUAACAAGUACAGCUAUCCAAUUGGAAAGAAGCGCAUGCAGCCAGUGGGCAUAAUAGUUUUUGCGUCGGUAAUGGGUACAUUAGGCUUCCAAGUGCUGAUUGAAUCAGGACGCCAGCUUAUUACGCAGAAGCAUGAGAAUUUCAAUCACACGCAAGAGCUUUGGAUGGUAGGCAGCAUGUCCUCGGUUGCAGUCGUGAAGUUCUUCCUCAUGCUGUACUGCCGGACGUUCAAGAACGAGAUCGUCAGGGCGUACGCACAGGACCAUUUCUUCGACGUGAUCACAAACUCGGUCGGCCUGGUCUCCGCGUUGCUCGCGGUCCGCUACAAAUGGUGGAUGGAUCCAGUUGGGGCCAUACUGAUCGCGCUGUACACGAUCACGACGUGGGCUCGGACGGUGCUGGAGAACGUGGGGACGCUGAUCGGCAAGUCGGCGCCGGCGGAAUACCUGACGAAGCUGACGUAUCUGAUCUGGAACCACCACGAGGAGAUCCGGCACAUCGACACGGUGCGGGCCUACACCUUCGGCACGCACUACUUCGUGGAGGUGGACAUCGUGCUGCCGGCGGACAUGCCCCUGAGCCAGGCCCACGACAUCGGCGAGUCGCUGCAGGAGAAGCUGGAGCAGCUGCCCGAGGUCGAGCGCGCGUUUGUUCAUGUCGACUUCGAGUUCACGCACCGGCCCGAGCACAAGGCAGAGGUGUGACUGUGAAUGGUUGCCACAGACCACUAGUCCUGCUAGAGAUUUGAUGCCACAUAUGUACUUGCAAGACGAACGCAACAUCACCUCCAGAGCUCGAACUCUUGAAGGGCAUCUAGAUUUUUUGCCUUGUGAAAUUGAAAUAUGGGUUAACAAUAAGACGCCCUUUCUCGAGAA